Molecule: messenger RNA, 1056 nt
Organism: Medicago truncatula (barrel medic)
Lineage: Eukaryota; Viridiplantae; Streptophyta; Magnoliopsida; Fabales; Fabaceae
Product: exocyst complex component EXO84A-like
Exons: 1
Coding region: 1-1056 (351 amino acids)
Biological process (GO): Golgi to plasma membrane transport; exocytosis; intracellular protein localization
Cellular component (GO): exocyst
Source: RefSeq, a predicted model, not a curated record
AUGUGUAGAAUACUAGAGGAAGUGACAGGAGUGGAGAAUGAGCUUGUGCACUUAGAGAAUCACUUCUUAUCCCAUCAAAUGUUAGUCAAAGAUCUUAAAGAUCGCAUAUAUCCUAAGAUAUUGUCCAUAAACUCAACCCUUGAAGAAUCUAUAGAUUUUGUCGUACCAUCUCCGCCAAGCGAAUUAGAAGCUCUUAUCAAUGAUGUUUCAGAAAAACUGGAUAUUCUCAUGUCAGAAAACAAACUAGAUGAAGCCUUACAACUCCUAGAGUCUGCAUAUGAAGAUGAAUCCCUAACUAAUAGUGAUGAUGAGAUAAUCUUAUAUAACACUAUGAUUUCUGAGAAAAAGUCCAUGGUUAUAAAACAAUUGGUACAGAUAGUUGAGAACAAAAGAAUAGAAGGACCAGAACUAAAAAGUGCACUGGCUACACUUUGCAGGCUUGGUGAUACUCAACUUGCUAUUCAUCUAUUGCUUAAAUAUUACCAUCUGUGUAUUGUAACUGGAACAAAUAAUUUUCAGUGGGAAGAUUCAUCAAUGAAUGAGAUAUAUAUCAGAAAGCUUGCUAGGUUUGUGUUUUCUAAGAUCUCACAAGCGGCCAAGAGCUUUGUGAUGUUAUGUGGAGAAACUUCUGCUUAUGCCUCAGAACUUAUGUUGUGGUCAUAUGAAGAAACAAUGUCAUUUAUUACUUGUUUUGAGAAAUUUGUUAAAUCCACAUCAGAAGUAUGUGUUGGUUUGUCCUCUGCCAUAAAGGCUGCGAAGUUUGCAGUCAUGUAUUGUUCUUUGUUAGAAGAUCAGAAAUUAAUGCUGCUGCCAUACUUGGUAAAUCAACUCUUUCCUUGCAUUGAAGAGGUUUUGAAUACACACAUAAACCACUUUAAGAAAGUGAUUCCUAUAUUCUCAAUAAGUGAUUCUUGGAUUUUAGAGAAAUACCUUGUGUCUGGAGUGUUUGGCGGAGCUGGGUCUUCAACCGAACAACCUGAUUAUUGUCUGCUAACUUCUAGUGGCCGGAAGGUUCUGACACUAUUACAGGUGUGUUCAAUUACCAUACAUUAUUAA